GCAAGUAUAGUUAGUCGUUGGAAUCUUACAAGUGUUACGCCAUGUACCGACUGAAAGUGUUGUUAUAUUUUGUGCUAAUAUCAUUACCAGCUGCAAAAGUCCAGUGUAGCAAUGGUACAGCAUCAUCGCUUACCGGCUUUGGCUUCGAAGUGUUAGCAGCCAAACUUGAGCACCUGCAGGACAAGCUUCUCGAGACUGAGCAGAAGCUAUCCAAAGCCAUCAAACAGCAGGAUCGCACGAUCGAACGUCAGCUAGCCGUACUUCAGGUGCAGACGCACAAAACGCUCUCCCUGCAGACAGCCUGGGCGCAAAAGACGAAGUUGUGGAAGGAUAUUCAAGCCCUAUCAUCAAAGGAAGACUUAGAACGGUUUAAGCUUAGCUCAGGGCUAGAUCUGGCCAGCAUCUCGUCGCGCUCGUGCAAGGCGGCUGGGCAGGAGCAGUCGGGCAAAUUCUUAAUACAACCUACGGAGCAUGAUGAACCAUUCUUGGGAUAUUGUGUUCAACAGUACAGUUUUGGAGGAUGCUGGUUAGUUAUCCAGCAUCGCAACAACAGAAGGCUGGACUUUGACCGCAACUGGAGCGAGUAUCGGAACGGGUUCGGAAGCGUCGAGGAAGAUGUUUGGCUCGGCUUAGAGACGUUACACCGGACUACCAGAGCACGAAAGCACGAGCUAUUAAUUGAGCUGAAAGAUACUGCUGGAAACACGGCGUACGCACGGUACGAUGACUUCGAGAUCGGCAGUGAGGUGGAGCAGUACACGUUGAAGAAGCUUGGGAAUUACACAGGAACGGCAGACGACCUUAUGAGCAACCUCGUGAGCAAGAAAUUUACUACAAAGGAUCGGAACAAUGGUGCAACAAGGGAUGGUGACUGUGAAGGAGGAUGGUGGUUGGACCCUUGUACGCCUACAAAUAUAAAUGGGCGUCUGAGUAAUAAAGACCACCGCUUAGUGUAUAUGUUUAGCGAAAAUAACACAUUUUCUAUUAAAAAAUUGGUAUUCACGAGAAUGAUGAUCCGUGAAGUUUAGCGCCCUAGGAAAGCAUCAGUGUAAGGAAACAAACCCAUAAAAAUACACAAUUUUUAUACUUUAUAGCCAAAUAUUUAACAUCUAUUUCAAUGAUUGCUCCAAGCUUUCAAUAUACACCGUACAUUGUUAUCCUUCCUUAAACUGUGCCAAUUGUUUCCAUCCAUCUGGACAUCAUGAAGUUGGAAGUACAAGACGUUUGCCUUCUGCUAUCGUAUCGGCCAUUAAAUGAUGUAUUUGUUGAACUCUUUUAAAGGAAAUGUUUCUUGUUUAUUUCUUAAAAUCUAUCGUCCCCUCUACAGAUCUAACACUAUAACUACGAUUUGAGCUAAAGGGCCUAUCUCAAUUAAAUUAAUCUAUCUCCAUUAAAAUUUCAACCGAAAAUCGCCAAUUCUUCAAAAGAUCUUCUGAUAUCUUUAUCAGACGCCGCAAAAUUUAAAUAUAUAUUAUUUAUUAAAAAAAGCUAUUUAUUACACUUUUUUUAUUGAAAUCACUUACUUUUGGCUAUGGAAUUGUAAUGGUCAUCACAUCGCCGUGUUUUGCGAGCAUUAUUCUCACCAACUUUCUCGAAUGCACUUAACGCUGUAGAUUGCGCUCUCCUCUGUUACUAUUUGUUGCUAGGAUGAAUUGGAGAUGUGGAGAGUAGUGCAACACUAAGUGAUAACAAGCGAUCUGGCAGAAUUACUGGAGCAUUGGCAGAAAACGAAAAGCGGUUAAAAUAAAUGUGCGGGGAUACCCUUUACCAGUUCGUGUCAUUGCUGCGGUACAGGGUUUUGAGGAUUAUAUAGACAUGUUCAG
Anopheles merus is the source of this 1823-nucleotide messenger RNA. Its product is annotated as angiopoietin-1-like. The record is from RefSeq and is a predicted model, not a curated record. The transcript has a single exon. The coding region runs from base 42 to 1028 and encodes 328 amino acids. Lineage: Eukaryota; Metazoa; Arthropoda; Insecta; Diptera; Culicidae.